Molecule: messenger RNA, 1590 nt
Organism: Naegleria lovaniensis
Lineage: Eukaryota; Heterolobosea; Eutetramitea; Acrasida; Naegleriidae
Exons: 1
Coding region: 1-1590 (529 amino acids)
Biological process (GO): tRNA wobble uridine modification
Cellular component (GO): cytosol; nucleus; elongator holoenzyme complex
Molecular function (GO): tRNA binding
Source: RefSeq, a predicted model, not a curated record
AUGUUUCUUCAACAACUGCUUCUCCAUUCCGAACAAUAUCCAAACCUCCUCUUGUUCGGGAAUUGUAAUAGUAAAUAUUAUAUGCAAUUCUUGUUGAAUAAGAUCGUGAAAAGAGUGAUUAGUGCUGCUUCUUUUAAUCCGUUGGAGGAGAAUGCACUGUUUUUGCAUUCGGAUGAACACAGUGAUGACGAAAAUGCUAGUAACAACAAUGAGGUGAUGAGCACUAAAUUAUCAUCAAACAAACUCUCCGAAGAUGAUAUACUAAAAAGUCAAAGACAAGAAGAAAUUAGAUUGCUUUUCAUUGAUGGAGGAGAUUAUAAACAACAAAUUCCGAAAAGGCUUCAAUCUGAUUUGGACCGAUGUAAUGCUCAGUUGAAGAAAAAGAAGACUAAAGGAGGAGAUGACAAUACAUCAGAGAAGGAAAGCGAUGAUAAAUUGAUCAUGCGCUUGGAUGCAACAGAAUUUGAAAAGAUUAACGAACUGUACAAACAUAUUACAACAUUAUUGUCUACCAUUUGGGCUGUAGAUUCCGAUAGCUCAAAGGAAGCAAGAAAACGAAAGAAAGUUAUUGUGAUCAUUAAUUCACUAAGUGCUCUUGGUGUUUGGUUUGGAGAGAGCCAAGCAUUUCAAUUGGUUCACAAACUUUUGCAAUUAUCAACUGCUUCAGAAAACAGAGCAAAAGUCUGUUCUGUGGUGAGCAUAGUGCAUACAGAUACUCAUUCUAGCUCAGUAGUGGAGCAAUACAAAUUGCAUGCUCAAGGAAUUGUCUCAUUAGUUGCAUCUGACGACAUGGAUGCAGAAGAAACGUUCUACUUCCCUGUAGCUGGAGGCUCCAAAACGAAAAAACAAGGAGACGAAGAAUCGUCGUCUGCCCAAGAUGAAGAUGAAGUGGAAGAGAAAAUCCUGAAUAUUGCUGCAGUAGAUUUUAGAUGUGACAUUUACAGUUUAAGGCCUGGUGGAAAGUUGUUGUUUAAUGACGAAUAUUACAAAGUGAAUUCAACAUCUGAAGACGAAGGAGCAAUGGUUCAUGUCAAACAUCCAUUCAUUCCAAAGAGGCAAAAGAAAAACAAGACCAAGAUUGAUGUCGAAGAAGAUGAAGAAGAAGACAAGCCAAAGAUCGCCUCAACAGAUUCAAUGCAGCCCGUGUCAUCUUCCGGAGUUACAAUUAAGCGCAAGGUUGGAGAAAGACGACAUAUUACCAUUGGAGGAGAAGCGGAGACAGAUCAUGUUCAUGGAGCAGGUUGUUCCCAUGAGCACGAAACCACAAGCUCUAUCAAGAAGAAACCAACAACAGGAACCACCUUUUUGGGUGCUUUCGAAGAAAGAGAGAAGGAAAAGCACAGACAAGAAAGAAUGGAUCGACCCAUGUCCAAGGAUGACAUUGAGAAACAAGUCACUUUCAAAAUCGGCCUUACAGAAAAGGAAAAGAGAGCUAGGGAAGCUCUUGAACUGCCUUACAUGAAAGAUGGAUUAAUGAAUCAAUCGAACAAAACUCCACAAGAGCAGCGUCAACAAAAGCAAGGUUUUAUUAUUGUCGAUUCAGAUGAUGAAUAUGAGGCUGAAGAUCCAGAUGAUGAUCUGGAACUCUAA